UUAGAUCAGACUUAUGUUGUGCAAUGUUAUGUUAUCGUGCGAGUGAGAAGCGCUCUAUUGAAUUUUGCAAAAUAAGAUGAUAAAGAAUUGGAAAAAUGCGCGAUCAGUAAUACGAGUUGGACGCACGAACGUCCUGACCGGUGUGUUGUAUUUUCUUGUAAGACGUACGCUGCUCUAAGAACAGAUACCGAACGUCGAAACAACGUAGCACGAGACUCUUGGAAUGGAUUAUGCAACAAUCGUCGACGACGCAGUCAAGCAAUUCUACUCGGCGGGCAACAAUGAGGCUCAUUCAUGGCUUCUGCAAGUGCAAGCCUCCCCCGAGGCCUGGCAUUUUGUAUGGCAACUUUUGGAUCCCUCUAAGUCAUUUGAAGUCCAAUUUUUUGCGGCAACAACUUUACAUGCAAAGAUAUCCAAACAGUGGGAUGAAGUGCCUCAAAUUGAGUAUCCAAUGUUAAGGGAACGUUUGCUCAAUAGUAUGAGAGGAACCAACACUCCUACAUUUAUUCUUGCAAAGCUUUGUCAAGCGUUAGCUGCAUUUGUGGUCAACAUUUACAGUGCAGAAAACAGAGAAAAAAAUAAAAGUAUAGUUGACGAACUACUUAGCAUUGUACCUUAUAAUUCUCCAUCUGCGUUAGAAUUAUUACUUCAAGUACUUUUAAUACUUCCUGCAGAGUAUAAAAAGAAACAUGAAGCAAAGAGUGCCAAAUUGCGGGAAGCUGUUGUCAACUUAAUCAAUAGCUGGUGCCAAACUGCAUGGCUUUUGCAACAGGUCUUUUCAAUGUGUAAUUCCAAUUCUGAAGGUAAUGAUAGCACAUUGUAUACCUUGGGACUGGAAUGCGUUCAAUCGUGGCUCAAAAUUGACCAGUUACCUUUAGAAACCACUGGUCAGAUCUAUCCCUAUUUAUUAAUGGCUGCUGCUCGCUAUGCACCUAAUAGAGAAGGUGGUGAUGACGAGAACAUCAGGAACUGGGAAAUCGUACAAGAUUGCUUAACUAUGAUUGUGACACGUUGGGAGCUUCAAAAGCGACCUCAAAUUUUCUGGGAAUGGGCUACUGCUUUGGUAUCGAUGGCAAAGCAACACAACGAAAAAUAUUUUUGCGAGAUACUAACUGCCAUUGGGGAGACUCAUAGCCGAGCGUUUCUCAUCGCUCUUGCUGAGAAUUCUAACGAGACACAUGCAUGGACGGCCAUGCACUUGAUCGAAUUAUUGUUGGAUUGUUCGGAGCAGAAAGGUCGUUAUCCUACGGAAGAGACACGUAGCGCUAUACCAUUUGGAUUUUGGUACGCAUUACAAGAUGAUCUCUCCACGUUGGAUCAACCGUUGGAGAGUCGAGCUCUAGAAGCAUUGAAACCCAUUUAUUUUCGAUUGGCCCAGGCAUUGUUGCGAAAAUCGACAUUACCUGCAUCUUCGAGUGAAGGAGGGAAUGCGGACGAACGCGAGCUUUUUAGAUGUUAUAGGCAGGACGUAGUGGACACAUUAGAUUAUUGUUACAAAGUUCUUGGUACUGACCUAUUGGCCCUUCUCGGACAAAAAAUGAGCCUUGAAGAUUUAGCAUGGACUGAUAUAGAAUCCACGUUGCACGCUUUCAAAGCUUUAGCCGAAAGCGUUGGAACUGAAGAGUAUUAUUACAUUCCCGCACUAAUAAACUUGAUUCUUGCUCGCAUACCUUAUCAUCUUUAUCCUGAGGAGGUACUAACAUGCGCAUGUUCGACGCUAGGGGCGUACGCUGAAUGGAUAGGGGAACAUCCCGAGCCUUGGCUGAAACAAGUAUUGCAACUCGUUACUCAAGGACUGACCAGAGGUUCUAUGACAUCACCUUUUGCAAGUAUGGCGUUAAAGGAUCUGAUCAGGGAAUGCGAGUCGCAUCUUAUCCCUUACGCGCCGUCCAUUCUUCACACUAUCAGUCAGACAUUACCAAGCAUCGAGCCUGGCGGUAGGGAAGGCCUGCGACUCAUGUAUGCCGCUGGAAAAUUACUCAACAUAUUGCCCUCUAUGGAGGAGCAACUAGUGCAUCUCGAAGCGACAUUAGGACUAUGCGUGAUGAGGAUAAAAGAGCUGUUGGAGCAACCGUUAUUCACGGCACGAGUCGGCGUGACAAAUUAUUUGAAAAUGGUUACUACAUUCUUUACAACUAUUGAAGGCGCGAUUGGUAAAGCUGUGUUGGACGGUGUGCUACCGGUGUUCAAUCAGAUUGUCGCGCAUCCCGAGUGGAGUCAGGAUAACGCUACAUUGGAAGCAAUGCAUAUAUGCGCGCAACGAUCUCUGUCGGCGUUGCAACAGCCGGAGACACAGGCACGACCCCUGCUUCCGAUUUUGUCAACUUCGUAUAAAAUCUGGCCGCAUCCGGCCGCGUUGAAUCUAUUGAAGCAGCUCGUACUGUUAUUUAGGAGAGAUCCAGACAACGUCGUAGGUCCGGUGCUCGCAGAAAUAAGCUCGAUAACGUUGAACGGCGUGAAGGCGUGCAGAUCGGUGCAGGGCGAUUUGUCCGAAUGGUCGGACUUGAUGGAAGCUUAUCUAGAUGUGCUCACGCAAAUUUGUAAGAAGAACACCAGGAUAUUGCUGCAAAUUCCAGAUCAAAUACCGGAUAUGUUGCAGUGUGGAAUCGCAUGCCUAACUCUACCAGAGACAGCCACAGCCAAAGCAGCCGGCCAUUUUCUUAGUCACGCGAUUAUGCAAAGUCCGCAUUUGCAAACGUUUAUUCAACCGAUCGGGCAAGAACUUGUAUCCGCAAUUUUGCAUUGUGUCGGUGGAGCAGUGUCUCAUAGUAAUUUAGAUCCUCAUGCCGAAGUUUUAUUAGCAUUAAAUAAAACUUGUUCGGAAUGGACCGCGCAGUGGUUACGGAUCGGACUGGAGAAUCAAAAGAAUCUUGCUGCUGUAAUGUUACAGAGGGAAAACAUGACACGUAUUUUAAUGGAGAGAACAAGAGCGACACGACUUUGCGAAGUAUUAAAAGAAAUUAGUAUUCAAUGUCGUCAAAAGAAGGGACUAUGACAAUAGAACUUUCAAAAUCGACAGAUUUGACGACACGAAAAACAAAUCUAAGACAAUUGUUAUGAUCUAAGGUAAUCAAUUUGACGGAGGCAGUUUUACAUAUAUUUGAUGGAGUAUCACUCUUGAAGCUUGAAUUGUGUGGCUUUUUUAUACAUAUAUAUAUAUGUUCUUAAAGACAUCUCUCAAAGAUUAUUAAAGGAAAGUUAUUCGAAUCAAACCGACAAGGCGGUAAGCACGUUCCAAGUAAUACAUUGAAAGAUGAUCUCGCUCCAUGUUCUUCGGCGCGAGAAAUGACAAUUAAGCACUUUCGAGCUUUACGCAUUGUUCAAAUAUUUUGAUUAUUGCCACGCAGUAUAUGACACGCGUUAGCUGUCUUGCAGUUGUCGAUUCCGCCUGAUACGGGUUCUGCGAGCGAACGAACGAACGAAAACGAUCUCAUUACCGUCGUCUCACCGAAUAAUAUUACGCUGCGGCGGCGCAAAGCAUGAGCGUUAGAAUUUUUUCGGCCACGGGAGAGAGAAAGAAAAAGAAAGAGACAGGCAUCUUGAUAAAAGGGAAAACGCGCCAUUUCGUGAAUUUACGAGGCGAUUUUAUCGUUACCGUCGAUCUCGCGCCGGGAGUUUCUUGCCUUGGUAUAUACGUUUGAAUAAUUAAUCCGUUCCACGUAUAUUCACAUCAGGGAUGCAGCGUGUUACCACCUCGAGAUUACGAGAGACCGUAUACUUAUCUGGUAUGCUUAACAUAGUCGGUGACGGUGAGUGGGCCGACAGAUUUUUAAAUUGCAAAAGCGGAUCGCAUCGACCGAAUAUUCUAAACCUUCUCGCUAAGGAAUAAUCUAUCUAUCUUUUGAUUGUGGAUUACUUGCGGGCAGGGGUCAUUCGCUUUUCCUGUUUUUUAUUUAUGUCUUUUGAAAUUUUAUUCAUUUUAAAGGAUAAUGAAAACUAAUUUUUUAUUGAAGAUAUACAUCUUAUAUAUAACUUACUUGAUAGUGUAAAAAAAGAUUUAUGAUGUUUAUCUUUCGAUACAUUAAAAUAUAAAUUUUUGAACGGAUUCUUAAGUGUCAAAAUUGAUUCUUUCUGUUCUAUUCUUUCUUGUUCUUUAGGAAGAUAUAUAUUUCAUAUGAAUAAUCAUUUACUUUUACUAUUUUUACUUUAUAUGAUUAUAUUCGUUUAUAAAUGUCAUAUAUAUACAGGGUGUCUUGCGAAGAUUGUGCCAACGCUCGUGAGUGGGUAGAGCACAGUAAACUGAACAGAAAAGUCCUUUACCAUUUUUUGAUCUAAACUUUCUUUUCGUUGUUAUACGAUGUUAAAGUUAGCUAAUCAGCGCUUGUCUACAACGGAAAACAAAGGAGGGACAUUGGGGGUCGGAGAAACGAGACUUUCUGGUAUAUAGACAGGAGCUAAUUAACUAACUUUAACAUCGUGUAACAACGAAAAGAAAGCUCAGAUCAAAAAAUGGUAAAGAACUUUUCUGUUCAGUUUACUGUGCUCUACCCGCUCACGAGCGUUGGUACAAUCUUUACAGGACACCCUGUAUAUAUAUUUCUUGUCAUCUUUUCUGAAAAAGCGAAAAAUUCUUUUGCUUCUUUCUACUUUUCCGCUGAAUACAUCAACUUUUUUUUAUAUCUUUAUUCAUAUUUCGCUUCGAUAAAUAAUAUUUUCCAUAUGAUCAUUUUAUUCAUACGAUACAUGUCGGUUAAUGUUCGAAAACGAUAUCAACGUUUACUAUUUCGCAAGCUAAGGAUUUCGACCAAAGAAGAUGAAGGGGGAACCAGAAGGAGGAAAGGAUAGAUGUGCGAGCUGUCAGUCAUCGUCACUGGUGACGCCAGUAGCGCGUUCAUGAGAAAAUCGGGGAGAGGAAAAUAUAUAUCUUCCGCAAAAAAAAAAAAUAAGAAGAGGAAACAUUCGUCCGUGUUAGCGAAACCAGAAACGUUGGAAUAUAAAUGCAAGCCCCCGUGAUUCUGUCCACUAGAAUCGAUAUGCUAAGCGUACGGACGGACGUAUACAUCAGCUUGAAGCAUUGAUCGAUAUACAACCUCGAUAAAAAGAGACACGCCGGUCGGCUGAAGAGGACGAUGAAGAAGCGGUUGAGGUGAAAGAGGAGGACAAGAAGAAGACGAAGGGGAUUCGCCGCGGUUUUAGAUCCGAUGAUAUAGGUGGCAUCGAUAUAUAAGACGCUCGUUGACUCGUCGCAUCCUUCGCCCGUGGCCGGGCAUACAUAAUCGGAUAACCGUUUACGUGACACACGACGCCGCCGAGCUCCAGCCCCGAGUUAAUCGUGGCGGUCCGAGAAAGAAACACACAAUUCGGGAGACACGACGGAACGAUCGGCGUAUAUAAAACCCUCGGAUGAACUUUCCAGGCGUUUCAAUUGCCCGAAAAUCUUUAUAAAAGUGAGUCCGUCGAUAUUCUUCCUUUUCCAUGUCAACGCACUUCUUUUUCUCUCUUGGACUUUUUUCCAUUUUUGUGUAUAUUUGUAUAUGCGCAUUCUAUAUAUUCUCUUUCCCAUUUUCUUUCUCCGGUGCGUCUUCCUCUUUACGUAUCCUCUGAAUUCACCGCGUUCUCCAGGUCUUCUACGUUGUCGACUCUCCCUCUGACUGUGGGUCUCUUAUACGCAUCGCUUAUACUGAUGCACACGCAUGUGUGCGCUUACAUAUUAACUAACUAACUAUAUCACAAGUUAUCUUUCUUUCUCUUCUUUUCAUUUUCUUAUCCUCUCGUCCUGUCCUUCCUCGGAUAGGAGUCCUCCUUUUUUGUCCAGCUCCCGACAAACACGCGCGUCCUCUUUGCCGGUAGCUUCUUUCUUUUCCUCCCCCUCCACAUCCUUUUAACCCGUCUAACUCUUUCUCUUUUUCUUUCUAACCCCCAUCUCCUCAUCGUUUCUUGUCAUCGUUUUUGCUUUGCACGCUCCCGUUUAUCUUCGGUGCACACGCGAGCGGAGCCAAGAAUUGCAAGGUGUACCUGUCGGGAUAAAGGAGUCGAAAGAAGGACAUUGUGCGAUCGUGACACCGGGAGAAGAGACGAUGCUGGAAUGGUACAUCGGGAUUGCGACCACCCUGCUGGUUUUCCUCAUCUACUUUGCGUAUUUCUUCAAAUUCAAUUGGGUCAGAAUAUUUAUUAAAGGAUUUAAGGAAUGAAAGUAGAACGCGGACCAAUUGUGGUAUUAAUGCAAGAUCCAGAAAUCGAAAAGUGGGUAAACUACCACCGGUAUAUCCGAAUGGAUGGUUCGCUUUGCUCGAGAGUUCGCAAAUAAAAAAG
This is a messenger RNA of Cataglyphis hispanica, 6252 nucleotides long. RefSeq names its product importin-13 (gene cdm). The record is from RefSeq and is a predicted model, not a curated record. Gene Ontology annotation, cellular component: nuclear membrane; cytoplasm. Gene Ontology annotation, biological process: protein import into nucleus. The transcript is spliced from 10 exons. Bases 224 to 2995 code for a protein of 923 amino acids. Lineage: Eukaryota; Metazoa; Arthropoda; Insecta; Hymenoptera; Formicidae. Gene Ontology annotation, molecular function: small GTPase binding.